AUGUCGUCAGUCACAUUAAAGGAGAGCGGCAUCCAAGUCAAGCUACCCGAUGGCCUAUCAAAAGAUCAACUUCUAGGUUUUCGACCUUUCAACGAUUGGGUCAAGGGCCUCAACAACUCUCUAAGCCUGCAAGCCAAGAGCAAAGACCACCCAUUUCACCAAGACCCCUACGGCCUACGAGGUAUCACAGUUCAGGCCUUUGACAUCUUUGGGUCCGGCCGCGUCGGUUUCCUUAAGAUCAGGGCGGACGUCAAGAACGAGGCGGGAGAGUGUCUCCCAGCCAGCAUCUUCCUUCGUGGACCCAGCGUCGGCAUGCUGGUGAUGCUCAUCCCCGACGACGCGCCGCCCAACAGCAACGAGCGCUACGUCGUCUUGACGGUGCAGCCCCGUGUGCCGGUCAGUAGUCUGUCAUUCGUGGAGUUGCCUGCAGGCAUGGUCGACGACAGCGGCAGCUUCGCCGGCGCCGCGGCAAAGGAGAUCAAGGAGGAGCUGGGCUUGGAGAUUCACGAGUCGAAGCUGACGUGCUUGAGCGAGCUGGCUGGCGCGGGCAGAUCAGGUGGGAAUGAAGCCGAAGAGGGCUUGGCAGAGGCGAUGUACCCCUCUGCCGGCGGCUGCGACGAGUUCGUGACACUGUAUAGCCACGAGAAGAGGAUCCCUCGCGAGCAAUUGAAGGAAUGGAGUGGCAAGCUGACUGGCCUACGGGAUCACGGGGAGAAGAUCACGUUGAAGCUUGUGCCUAUGAAGGAUCUGUGGCGAGAGGGCGCGCGGGACGCAAAGUGUCUCGCGUCGCUGGCUCUCUGGGAGGGACUCCGACGCGAGGGCAAGUUAUAA
Colletotrichum acutatum is the source of this 831-nucleotide messenger RNA. Its product is annotated as NUDIX domain-containing protein. NCBI's taxonomy places the organism in Eukaryota, Fungi, Ascomycota, Sordariomycetes, Glomerellales, Glomerellaceae. Gene Ontology annotation, biological process: ribose phosphate metabolic process; nucleoside phosphate metabolic process. Gene Ontology annotation, molecular function: ADP-ribose pyrophosphatase activity; ADP-glucose pyrophosphatase activity. The coding region runs from base 1 to 831 and encodes 276 amino acids. The transcript has 2 exons. The record is from RefSeq and is a predicted model, not a curated record.